Messenger RNA from Chlorella variabilis, 222 nucleotides. RefSeq lists its product as hypothetical. Gene Ontology annotation, molecular function: ATP hydrolysis activity; ATP binding. Gene Ontology annotation, cellular component: mitochondrial matrix. The transcript has a single exon. Gene Ontology annotation, biological process: protein catabolic process; proteolysis. The record is from RefSeq and is a predicted model, not a curated record. NCBI's taxonomy places the organism in Eukaryota, Viridiplantae, Chlorophyta, Trebouxiophyceae, Chlorellales, Chlorellaceae. The annotation marks the transcript as partial.
CUGCAGGCCCUGGACGAGCAGGAGCUGGCGCAUGUGUUGUGCCGCCCCAGGAACGCGCUGUCCAAGCAGUACUCGGGCAUCUUUGGGAAGAACGGUUGCCGCUUCCACGCCACCCCCGCCGGCGUGGCCGCCAUUGCGCGCGAGGCGCGGACCAAGGGGGUCGGCGCCCGCGGCCUGCGGUCCAUCCUGGAGCGGGCGCUGCUGGAGGCGAUGUUCCAUGUG